Messenger RNA from Contarinia nasturtii (swede midge), 4841 nucleotides. RefSeq names its product soluble guanylate cyclase 88E (gene Gyc88E). Gene Ontology annotation, cellular component: guanylate cyclase complex, soluble. Gene Ontology annotation, molecular function: guanylate cyclase activity; oxygen sensor activity; heme binding. The record is from RefSeq and is a predicted model, not a curated record. Gene Ontology annotation, biological process: nitric oxide-cGMP-mediated signaling; response to oxygen levels; cGMP biosynthetic process. Bases 272 to 3127 code for a protein of 951 amino acids. The transcript is spliced from 19 exons. NCBI's taxonomy places the organism in Eukaryota, Metazoa, Arthropoda, Insecta, Diptera, Cecidomyiidae.
ACGUACAGAUUUUCGUUUUCAAUGGAGGCUUUAAAAAAAUAACGGAAAAAAAUGCAACAGGAUAAUCCAAAGAAGAAAAAUAUGUGGCUGGUUUCAAGUGCAAUUCUUUUUUGAGUGACCCAUUGAUUGUACCAUGAUUUUUUGUCAACGAUAAACAUUAACAUUGGAUACGAAAAAAAGUAUAAAAAAAAUCGCUUGAAAAUUGGACGUACAAGCAUAAAAAUCAUUGGCAAAUCAAUAAUUUUCUUUUAACGUCGAUUAAUAUCAAAUAAUGUACGGUUUGCUGCUGGAAAAUUUGGCCGAGUACAUCAAAAUCAAUUAUGGAGAAGAUAAAUGGGAUGAAAUUCGUCGUAGUGCCGGCAUCGAUGCACCGUCAUUCAGCGUACAUCAAGUUUAUCCGGAAAAUUUACUCAAUAAAUUGGCGAAAAAAGCGCAACAAAUUUUGAAUGUACCAGAAAAGGAGUUCAUGGAUCAAAUGGGAGUGUGUUUCGUUAGUUUCGUCGGUCAAUAUGGUUAUGACCGUGUUCUGUCUGUGUUGGGUCGUCAUAUGCGUGAUUUUUUAAAUGGUUUGGAUAAUUUGCAUGAAUAUUUGAAAUUUUCCUAUCCUCGCAUGAAAGCACCAAGCUUUAUAUGUGAAAACGAAACAAAACAGGGACUCACAUUGCAUUACCGCUCAAAACGUCGCGGUUUUGUCUACUAUACAAUGGGUCAAAUACGUGAGGUGGCCCGACACUUUUAUCACAAAGAAAUGCAUAUCGAAUUAAUACGAGAAGAAAUCCUGUUCGAUACAGUGCACGUUACAUUUCAAUUGACCUUUGAUAAUCGUGCAUUCACCUUAGCAUCGCUAGCAAUGACUCGCGAGGAAAAACACUUGCCAAUUAGUGCAUCAGUUCUUUUCGAAAUAUUUCCAUUUUGUGUUGUGUUCGGAUCGGAUAUGGUUGUAAGAAGUAUUGGAAACUCUUUGCUAGUAAUUCUACCGGAGUUGGUUGGGAAAAAAAUUACAUCGUGUUUUGACUUGGUGCGGCCGCUGAUAGCAUUCAAAUUCCAAACGAUUUUGAAUCGAACCAAUAAUAUAUUCGAAUUGGUCACGGUAGAACCGGUGCCAGAUCGCUUGGAAACACAUAAUAAGGAUAUUUUGGGUGGCGACAUCGAAGGAGAUGAACAUCGAAACCUACGUUUGAAAGGUCAAAUGAUUUACAUGGAAAAUUGGAGAAUGAUUAUGUUUCUAGGCACCCCCGUUAAUUCAGACAUUACGUCACUAAUAAGUACAGGGCUAUACAUAAAUGAUUUAUCGAUGCACGAUUUCAGUCGUGAUUUGAUGCUGGCAGGUACACAACAAUCAGUUGAACUGAAAUUGGCUUUGGACCAAGAACAACAGAAAUCAAAAAAAUUGGAGGAAUCAAUGCGUAAAUUAGAUGAAGAAAUGCGACGGACAGAUGAAUUAUUAUAUCAAAUGAUACCGAAACAAGUGGCGGAUCGUUUACGGCGUGGAGAAAAUCCCAUUGACACCUGUGAGAUGUUCGAUAGCGUAUCGAUUUUAUUUAGCGACGUUGUCACUUUUACGGAAAUUUGUAGUCGAAUCACCCCAAUGGAAGUGGUAUCAAUGUUAAAUGGAAUGUACAGCAUAUUUGACACGCUUACGGAACGCAAUAAUGUGUAUAAGGUGGAGACUAUAGGAGAUGCUUACAUGGUUGUGUCCGGGGCACCCGAAAAGGAUUUCAAUCAUGCUGAAAAGGUCUGCGAUAUGGCCUUAGAUAUGGUGGAAGCAAUCACUGAUCUGCAAGAUCCAAGUUCGGGAACACAUUUACGAAUUCGAGUGGGUGUGCAUUCAGGAGCUGUAGUCGCUGGAAUUGUUGGUCUUAAAAUGCCUCGAUAUUGUCUGUUUGGUGAUUCGGUGAAUACGGCAUCCCGAAUGGAAUCCACAUCUGCCGCAAUGAAAGUGCACAUAUCACAAUCGACCCGAGAUUUACUCGGCCCAAAUUAUCGGGUAAAAGAACGUGGUGAAAUUGAGGUAAAAGGAAAAGGUGUUAUGAAAACUUAUUGGUUAGAAGAGAGGGAAAAUCGCCAAAAAUUGGGACACAUUAUACCACAGACCAAUACUCCAAUGCAAUCGUCGGCUGUUAUGACUACAUUACGUCGUGAUUCAAUACGUGAUCGACGUCGAAGUAAUUCCGUAUUUGGUUACGCACCAAGAAAUCCGGUGAGUCCUCCGCCAACGGACGAUCGACGCAUUUAUUCACCCGUUAUGUUUGAAGACGUUGCUAUGCAUAGCAUGUCAAGUUCACCAGUAAAGACACUUUACAGUGCACCGCGUGGCCGUGAUAGUCGAUCAAACUCAACUGGCCACGUAUUUAUGAAUAGCCCAAGCGAAUUAUUCGGAUCAUUAAUCAAUGAUACCGAAGAGUUUUUCGAAGAUUUAACAAAUAAUCGAAAAGUUGAAUCGGCCUGUAAUUUACAAUCAAGCCUGUCAACGCCAGCAUUCAGUCCAAGACGCAUUCCACGUGCGAUGAGUUCAAGUUCGGGUAAACCAUCGUUACCACCGCCACCGUCAACAGCACCAGCCCAAAUGAAAAGUCCAACAAAUUCAUUGCGACAAAUGCGUCUGAGCGAAAGAGAGUUAGUUGAUUAUAGUCGGCCAUCGUCGUCAUCAAUGGUACCGCCGAUUAUGCACAACUUGACCAAACAAUCGAAUCAGGUAUUGGCCGUUGUCAAUCAACGCUCAAAAGAAUCCCUAAAUAAAGACACUCAAAAAUUGGAUAUAAAUAAUUUAACCGAGUCAAUCAAUUCUAGUCAAAUCAGUCGAAAAUGUCCGAUGAAUUCAAAAAAUCUGCGAGCAUUCGAGGAAAUGGAUAAAAUGAUGGACGAUAUUUUAGUGAAUGACAUAUCUGGUGGUAUGUGCCCAUACUUUGGAACGCACCAUCAACCUUCAUCAAACUCGGUGUCUAGCUCCAAAUCAGACGGACACAUUUGUCUAACGAAUAAGAGUUCACAAAAAAGCGCCGACUCGGCCAGCAGCAGCAAAAUGUCAAAUAGCCAAAGUUUCGCAAACAAUAAGUCACAUCAGUGUUGUCCGGGACACCAGAAUGGCAGACAUCGCGUUCAUCCGCACGCAUGUAUCAUCAUAUAAACAUGAUUAGGAGGAUUGACUCCGAGGAAUACUCCGCACCGCCCCGCACAUGUAUAGAAAAUCAUCAACAUCAUCAUCCAUUCGCUCAUUUUAAUAUGCAAAUUCAUUUGUUUUGUAAGCAUAAUUUGCAUCUCCUUUGACAGUUGCAAAAUCAGUCGAACAUUUUCAUGAUUAUAGGGAUUUCGUUUGGCCUAUUUAAAAUACAAACCACAACAGAGAAAUAAAUAAGAUUUCUACCGGAAGCGUAUGAGAUAACGGAAAAGUUUUUUUUUUCUCUCUCAUUUCCCAAUUGAUUUGAGUCGCAUUGAAUUUGUUUGUCAUUUUGAGUCAUUAUCAAUACGAAUUGGCAUUGUUACGGGCUGUAAUGCAUAUUUAUUCAGACAAAGAAAAAGUAAUUUUUUUUUUAGCAAGAAAAACGUUUGCUUCAACAUCAUUGAAACGAACAUCUUAAAAUGUUACACUUAAAUUAGCAUAAGAAAAUCCAACAAAAGAACAAACAAAAUGCCAUUCAGGAUACAAUGGACAAUAAACUGUGCGUCAAAACGCAGUAACUUAAUAUCUACUUCAACAUAGUUUUGAAAUUGUGUGAAACAAUUUUAUUGUAUUUAUCAUAUUAUUACAUAUACACAAAUUUGUAGUUGAAUUACGACAAACCAAUCAAAGAUAUUCAUAAUUCAAUUAAGUGCAAGUAUCAAUUAAAAUUCAAAGUUGAAAUCAACAUGGUUUGUGAGUGAUAUGGAUAUACCAAUAGAUAGAAUGAAAAUAUGAUUUUCAAAAGUGCAAUCAAUUUUCAAAACGACAAGAAUAAAACAAAAAUUUAAAAAAUAUGUAACGUUUGUGUACAAAGCAAAGCUUUAAUUGAAAAUCACUUUGUUGAUUUUGAAUAUUCUAACAAAAAGAAACCAAUUAGUUUAUAGCGAGAAAACCAAGUUUUUAAAUCGAUGUUAACUGUUGUUGCAAUAAAAAAAUGCUAUUUUAGAUUAUUGCUAUUGAUGUACUGCACACAUCGAAUAGAAAAUGUAUAAGUUCCGCCUCGAAAUGUAGGAGAAACGUUUCCAUCGAACUGACUAUAUCAUUGAAGGAAAGAAUUGAAUGCUGCUUUAGAUAUUCUCGUUUUUUUCAAUUUCAGCUUUUGGAAAAGAAUUUAGUUUUGAAACUGACACUUCGUGAUCGCAAUUGAAACGUGCGAAAAUGACUAAAAUUUAGUUUUGGCCUACUGUAAGCAAAGCUGGUCACAGAAUCAUUUCCAUCUGGGUACAUUUUUUAUAAAAUUAUAUUUUUAAAGGUGGCUCAAUAAGGUAGAUAGUGCAACACGAAAAUGCAUACACAUUUGCUCACUAAAUUUAUAAUUUUUUUUUUAAGUCUAAUUAGUUUAAAACAAUUCAAUUUUAACUAAAUUAAUAAUACGUUGAAUUCAAAUAGUAAUUCAAAGAAUAGUAGUAUAUGAAUAUAUUUAUUUUGCGUUAAUUUUAACGUAUUUUUGUUGCACCCAAUUAGUAUUUUCUUUCUAAAAUACAAAACAGGAGGCGCGAUAUUUUUCUAACAAAUACAAACAGUUAAUGCAAAUGCCACUCGUGAACGUAUUUUAGGUGACUAAACUGGUAGUAAAAAAUGGCACCAAUAAUUUAGUACCAAUAAAUUUCAACAAAAAUUGACAUUCUUUUGGAGAAAUGAAGCCGAAAUUGUAUUUCAAAAUUAAUUGAAAUGUUAGGCA